AUGGGUCCAUCCACCCCAGCCUGGAGCACUGACAACACAACAAUGAAUGGAAGUUACUACAGUGAAAGCUUACACUGUGACACCAUGUACAAAAUCAUCAGUAUUCUUACUGUCAUCAUUGCUGUAGUAGGGCUGGCAGGAAAUGCCAUAGUGCUGUGGAUUCAGGCCUUCCACAUGCAAGAGAAUGAAUUCUCUGUAUAUAUCUUCAACCUUGCAGGGGCUGACUUCCUCUACCUUUGCUUUCAGGCAAUGUAUACCCUGGAGCAUAUCCUUCUUCUGUUCCAUACCUCCUACUUCAAAAUUCCCAUCUCUCUCAUCAAUGUAUUAAUCUUUGCUUACCUUGCAGGUUUAUGUAUGAUUGCAGCCAUCAGUGUUGAGCAUUGUCUGUCAGUUUUGUGGCCCAUCUUGUAUCAGCGCCAACGACCAAGAUACAAGUCAUCUGUCCUGUGUACACUGCUCUGGGCCUUUUCUCUAUUGUUAAGCCUCCUGUCAGGGUAUGGUUGUGGCUUACUAUUUAGUUAUUAUGACCAUUCUUCCUGUAGGACUUAUAAUUUUAUCACUGCUGCAUUUGUAAUACUAUUAUCUGUGGUUUCUUGUGGAUGCAGCCUGGCCCUGUUGGUCAGGAUCUUCUGUGGCUCACAGAGGAUUCCUUUGACCAGUGUGUAUGUGACCAUUUCACUCACAGUGCUAGUCUUAUUACUCUUUGGUUUGCCCUUUGGUAUCUGGUGUUUCCUCUUAGCUUGGAUUGCAGAGUUGCAUAGAGUUUUCCCUUGCAAUGUUUAUGCAAUGACAACUUUCCUAUCCUGUGUUAACAGUUGUGCCAAGCCCAUCAUUUACUUCUUUGUUAGCUCCAUUAGGUCUUGCAGGUUCCAGAAGCAGACUCCAAACAUUCAUCUGCAGAGAGUCAUGCAGGAUACUCCUGAGGAAGAAGACAGAGAGAGGGCUUCUUCAGGAAAUCAUGGAGAGCAGGAAUCAGUCUGA
Messenger RNA from Peromyscus maniculatus bairdii (prairie deer mouse), 981 nucleotides. Its product is annotated as mas-related G-protein coupled receptor member B4-like. The record is from RefSeq and is a predicted model, not a curated record. Gene Ontology annotation, biological process: G protein-coupled receptor signaling pathway. Gene Ontology annotation, cellular component: plasma membrane. Gene Ontology annotation, molecular function: G protein-coupled receptor activity. Lineage: Eukaryota; Metazoa; Chordata; Mammalia; Rodentia; Cricetidae.